UACGCUGUUCAAUUCGUGAUCUUGGAAGCAUAUUAGAUUAAAUCGAAUAAAUUCCUAAAUAAAUCAAUUUUAAGAGUGGUUCGAAACAAAAAUCCUUUGUGUUUUACGCGUGUGUUCUACAAACAACAUAACAUUAAGUUGUUGAAUGUGUUGUUUUCGCGAAAUCGCGCUCGCCCCGUGUACGCGUUUCCGUUUUCCCUUUUUUAAUGACCCCAAUACAAAACAAAUCAAAACAUCGCCACCAUCAAAUAUUGUGCUGCGGGAAUAAAUUGCUGUGUGUGCUAUUCCAAAAAUCAUAGUGUUUUAUAUUUUUUCGCCAACAAUUGGUUGCAGUGCAGGAGAACACAAAAAGAAAGUUCAGUUCAUCCAACAGCUUGCCAGUGUCGUGAGUGUGGAGUGACUUUCUUUUGUCAGUCUCCGCAAAUCCAAAUCCUCAGAAAAAAAGUAUCGCAAGUAACAACUCGGGCAAACCAACCAACAGCGACCGACAAGAGCCAAGGCAAACGUUUAGUAGUCAAACGGCCUAUCAUCCAAUCAGCAAUACAAUAAAAUAAAUUUGAUCUGAGAAAAUAAAAGUGUACAAAAACAAAAACCAAAAAAAAAAACGGUUCACGGUUCGCUUUUGUCGUUUCGUUUCUUUGCAUGUACGUGUGUGUGUUUCAUUGUUUAUUUGAUAUUUUGUUUUUGGUGUCGUCACACUUCUCCUCGUCUUCGUCGUUGUUGCUGCCAUUACCAUCGUUUUCGUGGUAGUCCCAUGCCUAGAGAUUAAAUAAAAUACAUUUUUUGUUUCAAAUUUGUGUAAAAAAACCAUCAAAAGAUUACUGCAAAGAAAACAAAAUUAAUUUUUUUAAAAAGAUCAAAAGAUUAAAAAAACAACAAAAGUGAGUGAGAAUCAAUAGAUUUAUCAAUAUAUAAGUACAUAGGUGUAUCUUACAAAUUGAGAGUGAGUGCUAUAGUGAGAGUGAGAGAAGCUAAAUUUCAUGUGAUUUAUAUGCAUUUCCAAAAGCAAAACAAAAUAGGAAAACGCCAUUAUAAUCCGUACAAUUUGACAAGCUCGGCAAUUAAGAGCACAACAACAACAAGAACCACAAAUAAAAAGAAGAAAAAGAAAAUUAUUCCUAUCGCCCCCAAUUUAUGAUAUUGGAGAGAAUAAUAAGUGUUUUGUGUUAUGUGAGUGUUUGUGUUAAUAAUUAAGCAAAUAAAGAAAUCCUCUCGAAUAAAUAUUACAAAACAAAAAAAAAAAUCAAUCUACCUACAUACUUAUAUAUAGUACCCGCACAUAUAUAUAUAUAUCUAGAAAAAAUUAUAUAUACCCAAUUAGUAGCCAAUUUUUUCGCUAAUAAAAGAGAUACUGAUUCAAAAGUCCAUCGUCAUCUCUUGAAUGCCAAGCAUUUGCUUGUUAUUCCCAACAACCGGCGAAAAUGGUUGCAAUAUCAAAGUUAGUGAAUAAUACCAACGACGACGGUGUUGGUAACAAUAAAAUUACGGCCGCGAUUGCUGGCGCUACCAACAACAACCAACGUCAAGCGUCAGCAGUCCCAACGACAUCGACAACAACAAAAACGAUGGCGGUUGCUGGCAAUUCUGCUGUUGUUGGAGAUUUGUUAAAAAAUUCUUCGUCUAAGGCUUCCUCGUCCCCAACAGCUGCUGCAACUGUUGCUCUCACGGCCAAUGGCAAGCCUAAAGAGAAGAGAAGGAACAAUGAAAAACGCAAAGAACGAUCACGUGAUGCGGCUAGAUGCCGACGUUCACGUGAAACCGAAAUCUUUACCGAAUUGGCUCAGGUGCUGCCUUUGAAAAAGGAAGAUGUCCAACAGCUUGACAAAGCCUCGGUAAUGCGUAUUGCCAUAGCCUAUCUGAAAGUGCGCGAUAUGCUAAAGAUGUUUCCCAAAAUUCAAGCCCUAUGUGGUGAUCUAAAUAUUCCCUAUAAUCCCGAAGAAGAUGAAAACCAUACCCAAGAUACCCAUCAUCACGAAGAGGAAGAAGAUCAUAAUUCAUUGGACAAUUCUCGCGAUUCUGAAUCGGAAUCACAACAUUCGCACAGCCCAACUGAAGCAGAAGAGAAUGAUAAUUCUGAGAAGAAAUCAUCCGAAGAGGAUGGCAAAGAGGACAACUCCAUUGAAUCGACACGUUUAUUGAAACAAACUUUAGAUGGGUUUCUUUUGAUUUUAUCCAAUGAUGGUGAUAUCACCUAUGUCACCGAUAACAUCUGCGAUUAUUUGGGUAUUUCUAAGAUCGAUAUGUUGGGCCAACAAAUAUGGGAAUAUGCCCAUCAAUGUGACCAUGCCGAGCUUAAGGAGGCUCUCAACAUAAAACGCAAUGGCUUAUCCGACAAAAUCAAAGAUGAGCAUAUGCAGGAGGAGGGCAUCUCCACCGAUCAUCGUGAUCUUUUUGUGCGUUUGAAGUGCACUCUGACCAGUCGUGGUCGCAGCAUUAACAUCAAGAGUGCUUCGUAUAAGGUCAUUCACAUUACCGGCCAUUUGGUAGUUAAUAACAAAGGUGAUCGUGUCUUAGUGGCCAUGGGCAGACCUAUACCACAUCCAUCAAACAUAGAAAUACCGUUGGGCAGUACCACAUUUUUAACAAAACAUUCGUUGGACAUGAAAUUCGUCUACGUGGAUGACAAAAUGUUUGAUUUAUUGGGCUACAAACCUGAAGAUUUACUCGAAACAUCUUUAUUUGAUCGCCAUCAUGGCAUUGAUUCAGACAGUUUAAUGAUGACUUUUAAAAAUGUUUUAUCCAAAGGCCAGGGUGAGACAUGCCGCUAUCGUUUCUUGGGCAAAUAUGGCGGUUAUUGUUGGCUUGUCACUCAAGCCACCAUAGUCUAUGACAAAUUGAAACCACAAAGUGUGGUUUGUGUUAAUUAUGUCAUUAGCAAUUUGGAGAAAGAGAAUGAAAUUUACACUUUGCAACAAUACGAAGAAUCGCAAAAACUUAAACGGCAAGAAAUCAAAGAAAAUAACUUAGGCGAUAAUAGCAGCAGCAACUGCUCUAGCAACAAAUACAACAACAAUGAAGUUCUAAAUAGUCUUCAAGAAAUCAAAAAUUCCAAGCUUGAAGAACCAGAAGAAGAGCAUCAUCAUAAAAUCGAACCGCAACAAGAAAAUCCACUCAAUGACCAAAAUAAAAAUGAAAUAAAUAAUAAUAAUAAUACGAAUGAAAAUAAGCCACAACAAAUACUAAAUCCUAUCCAAAUCAAACGUGAACAAACACCACCUGUUGUUGUUGUAUCACAACCCAACAACACUACAACUACAACUCCCAUCAAUCCCACUAUAACGGCAACAGCCUCCGUUGCUGUGGUCAAUCCACAAAAACCACCGAUAACCACCAUUUGCAACAACAAUAAUAAUCGAAACAAUAAUUCAAUUACCGAUAAUUCUGGCUAUAGCCAACAACAACCCUUGUUAGUUGUGCCCAUACCGCCACAACUACCCCAUACAUAUUGUCCCACCACAACGGUGACAAGUACCAUUUUUGGUAAUAAAUGCAAUACAGCAACGGGGUUAUCUGCAAUACCCCCCACACCACCACCACCACCAGCUACUACAGUAACGCGCACUAUAUUCGAAAAUAAAUCAUCGAAAUUUAUCGAUGACAAGACAGCCGGUGGUCCCAAGACCGUAACAUCAUUGAUUUUACGUCCAGCCAUACCUUACGGGGCUAAUUUGCCCACCACCACAUCGACACAGUCGAUUUUGCAACUACAACAACAGUCGCAACACACGAUAACCGCUUCAGUGUUUGCUCCUAAGGCACAGACCACAACGACUGCUGCGAUUUUAGCCAAGCAGCAGCAGCAACAACAACAGCCAACUACUCAACAACCAGCUGCAGCACCAGCGACAACUGGCAAUCAACAAGAUAUGAAUAGAGGAUAUUUGACAUUUGCCGAGGAUGCCACUGAAUUAGCAAUGCUCAAAGAAGAACCUGAUGAUCUUACAGCCCACUUAGUGGCCCCAAAUGCUGUCGAUGCCUGUCUGCCUCUUGAUGAGAAUUUCAAUGAAAUGCUUGUGGGCCUUAUGGGCUCUUAUGGAGGCCUCUUAGCCGAUGAUAUCAAUUCUUUAGAUUCAACAAGCUCUUCAUCGUCGAACACAGGCGGUGGUGACCAUCACAACCAGCACCACCAACAACCUCAUCCACAGCACAGCUCACACAACAGCAACAACAGCGGUAGUUUACCUGAGAAACUUUGUAAUUUACAUGGAGCUAACAAUGCCUCUUCGCCGUACACUUCGACGGCGACGUCCCAUCAUAACAAUCAUCAUCAACGCCACUCACCAUCAUCAUCAUCGUCAUCAUCAAUCACCCCAAGUGGGGGGUCAAUGACAAAUAAUGGCAGUGGUGGUGCCCCAAAUAGUACGAACAGUAGCAGCAGCAACUCUAACAACAGUGGCGGCAGCAACAGCAGCAGCAAUUGCACUAAUUCAGCAGUGACAAAUAAUACAACAAAUAGCACAAAUAUUGAUCCAUUUAUUAUUAAUAAUCGCGAUGAAUCGAAUGAUACACUUUGCUCGCAGCAUUUAUUAUCGCCACCAAGUGCUUCAUCCAAGAGUCCGGAUGGCAGCAGUCUACCCUCGCUAUGCAGCCCAAAUUCAUUGAGUCAAGAAGAUGAUUUCUACUUUACCAUGAAUGUCGAUGACAUGGAUGAUUUGACAAUGCGGGCCCCCUAUAUACCUAUGAACGAGCAGGAUGAUUUACCCCUGCUGACUUCGGAUGAUUUAAUGUGGAGCAGUGGCAAUGCCUAUGUUUCCAUACUAAACAGCAAGGAAACGGACAAUCUACAAACGCUGCAAUCACUCAAUCAAACCAUCAAUAAUUACCAACAGCAACCGCAAUUUACGCAACAUCAGCAUCAACAGCAAUAUUCAAAUUCUCUAUGUUCAUCGCCAGCGUCGACAGUAUCCUCUAUGUCGCCCUCGUCGCCAUUGCAACAACAUGGCUCGCAGCAAUUUUUAGCUUCAGAUUCAAGUGAAUUGGCGGCUCUGUUGUGUAGUUCGGCAUCUGGUUCUUUAUCGCUAUUGCAGGAUACCAAUGGUCUAAGCUUAAAUGGUGAAGGUAACAAUGGCAACAGCAACACUAAUAACACCAAUGAUAAUUGUGUUAGUAUUGUGGGUAGUGGUUGUUGUAGUACUGACAGUGGUAGUGCCAUGUUGACCGAUGAUUUGGAUAGUGUUAGUGUGGCUUCAGCUUCUUCGUCCUCAAUAAAUCUCAAUCAUCAUCAACAAUUGCAACAACAGCAGCAACAAUUCCAACAGCAAUGUUUGCAACAUUUGCAAGAUCAAUUGCAGCAACAUCAGCAGCAACAACAACAACAGUUAUUGAGUGAACUAAAUAUAAGUUGUAAAAAAGAAAGGUUCGAUACUACGAAUAGUACACCGGUUUCGCUAACGCCCAGUUUAUGUGAUUCCAUUGAGGAUUCAUUCGAUAGUGUCUACAAUAAGAAUUCAACAAAUUUGGAUUGUUGGAGUGAUUUCUUGCAAAUCAAUCCCGCUGCAGCUGCUGAGAAUAGCAACAAUGGCGCUGCUGCUGCUACAUUAUCGCCAAGCAGUGCUGCACAAACAGCAGGAUCAGCAACAAUAUCAACAUCGUCGUCGCCUGCAUUGCUGGACACCAUAAGGCAAAAUGAGGAUUGUAAACAGCAAUUACAUAUGCAAUUACAACAGCAGCAACAACAACAAAAUAUCAUAAUAAAUGCAGUGCCAUUAAUAACCAUACAAAGCAAUAAUAAAAAUUUGUUAAUACAAACUCCACAACAGCAGCAGCAACAAGCGCCCCCUACAUCAUCAUCGUCGUCGCCUUCGCCGUCGUCGCCCUCUUCAACCAUACAAAAUAAUGGAAAGAUAAUGAAUAAAGUGAAUACCAUAAAAUUGACACCCAUUACCAGUACGGCUACCAUAAGGAUCAUAGAGAAUAGGCAACCUUUGAUGGGGCAACAGCAACCACAGAAUGUGGUUAAAACCGCUUUUAUACAUACCGGAAAUGGAAACUUGGCUAGCUUGCAGCAACACAAUGCUACCGCUGCUACAGGAAAUAAAAGACAUUUGUCCUCCACACAAUUUGCCAAUGCUGUAUUGGAUUCGAAACGCAUGAAGGGUACCGCAAUCAACAACGAAUCGGCCACCUCACAAUUAUUGCAACAAUUGAUAACAACCACCACAUGCAACAAGGCACAGACUAUGCCAGUUAUAAAGGAUCCCAAGACAUUAAUGGCCAACUCCUCAUCUAACGCAAGAUGGUCUAAUUCAUGCUCGCCCUCCUCUCAGGAAGCAAAUGGACUAGGCAACAAACAAAGGCAGCAUCAGCAACAACAGCAGCAAUCGAAUUCGGUUCUUAAAAAUCUUCUGAUCAGUGGCUGCGAUAAGCCAUGCAUGAUUAAGACGGAACUUCUUAACAAUGAGGAUGCAGCACUGGAUCGCUGUUAUUCACCCUCUCUGACUAGGCCUCUGCGAUGUGUAACCUCGAUUACAACGCCAUCACCAUCACCCAAUAUGGGAUUGCUAAGCUAUUUGAAUAAUCCAUUGAUUUGUGGUCCGGGUGAAUUACCAUCACCCACCUUGGCGGCCAUGGCUGUAAUGAAUGAAGAUUCUAAUCCACCAGGACUAACAUCGUGUCAUGAUGUUCUUGAUACGGCCAGUGACAGUGGCAUAGAUGAUAGUCUCACUGAAAAUAUGUCGCCAUUGAAGAGAUGUUAUGAACACCAACCACAACAACAACACCAACAGCAACAGGGAGCGCAAAUUAAGGAUAAUGGUGGUUUCGGCCUAGUUAAGGCUGCCAUAUUAAACAACGAGAAAUUGUACGCCGGCAAGCAGGAAAUUAAAAUGCGAAGCUCCAUAAUCGAUGAGGGAUUGAUCAUGAUAGCCUCGUCAGCAGCAGCUUCACCAAUUACUGUGGCCGAUGAAGAUGGUGCCUCGAACAGCAAACGUAAACGUUCGAUUUCGUUUUUGGAUAGCAGCAAUCCCUUGAUGACUACACCAUUUCUAAUGGAUUUGUGCAAUGAUGAUUACAACAUGAACAAGGAAUUUCUGGAAGAGAAUGAUAUCGAUAACGUUCUCAAUGUAUGGCCCACUGAGUUGGCCUAAUGAAUAGCAACAAGAGAAACAGGACACCACACAAAAACACACAAUGAAAUUUUUAUAACAAUAAGAGUUUUUUUUUCAUACAAAGUUUUUCGUAAAACCGCAGAAGAAACAAAUAUUGUCAUUUAAAAGUUAAAGAAAUAUUAACAAGGAAGUUACAUCAGUUUUUUAUCUACAACAACAAAAUAAAACAAUAAUAGUUUUUAAGUAAAAAAAGAGACACUUCAAUUCUAAAAACAAUAGCCCUUAAAUUUCAAAUUCAAAAUUUGUAACUGCCCCUCCAUAGCUACUCUGCUUUCUUUUUGGCUAUUUUGCUACCAUAAAAUAAAACAUUUAUUUUCUUUUUUUAGAUUUAGACAAAUCAUAAUAUUUUUAUAAAAUGGAACAAAAUAACAAAAAAUUUUGCAAAAAAAUAUUCACUUACAAAAAAUUAAAAAAAAAAUUAAUCAUAGUUUU
This is a messenger RNA of Stomoxys calcitrans (stable fly), 7538 nucleotides long. It is a transcript of the gene sima, whose product is annotated as protein similar. Lineage: Eukaryota; Metazoa; Arthropoda; Insecta; Diptera; Muscidae. The coding region runs from base 1422 to 7085 and encodes 1887 amino acids. Gene Ontology annotation, molecular function: protein dimerization activity; DNA-binding transcription factor activity, RNA polymerase II-specific; RNA polymerase II transcription regulatory region sequence-specific DNA binding. The record is from RefSeq and is a predicted model, not a curated record. Gene Ontology annotation, biological process: cellular response to hypoxia; regulation of transcription by RNA polymerase II. The transcript is spliced from 13 exons.